Messenger RNA from Gadus macrocephalus (Pacific cod), 1416 nucleotides. Its product is annotated as odorant receptor 131-2-like. The record is from RefSeq and is a predicted model, not a curated record. The transcript has a single exon. Lineage: Eukaryota; Metazoa; Chordata; Actinopteri; Gadiformes; Gadidae. Gene Ontology annotation, biological process: G protein-coupled receptor signaling pathway. Gene Ontology annotation, molecular function: G protein-coupled receptor activity. Gene Ontology annotation, cellular component: membrane. The coding region runs from base 218 to 1180 and encodes 320 amino acids.
UUUGUAUUCUGGUAAUUCUGCAUUAUGGGUUUGUUUAGUUGACUUUCCUCCGAACAUGAUGCAAGGUGAAUAAGUGCUUUUCACGAUUACAUAAAAAAAAAAGAAUAAUUUCAAAUACAUUGAUCAAGGAUGUUAUGUCCCUGUGUGUUUGUCCAAACGUAAUCUUUGUAUAUAAUGUCAUUCUGCUUUCAGAUACAUUCUGACUUGAGAGAAGGCCAUGCAGAACCAAUUCCAACUGCCACAGAACUCUUCUCCCUCUGAAGGGAACGGAGAGUACCUGGAGGGAUAUCGGGUUGUCUUCUCUAUCGUCCCAUGCGUCAUCUUCCUCUACAUAAACUGUGUGAUGCUGUACACACUGAGAAGCAAGCCUGUGUUCCGUGAGACCUCCCGUUACCUCCUGCUCUACAACCUCCUAUUGGCUGAAACCUUGCAGAUGAUAUUGGCUCAGAUGAUGUCUCUACUAAACGUUGGCAUGGUGUUCAUGACACGCUUAAUGUGCCUACUAGUCCUUAUACCGGCCAUAAUUACCACUAUCACAUCGCCGUUCAGCCUGGCCGUGAUGUCGUUGGAGAGAUAUGUGGCCGUGUGUUUCCCUCUGAGGUACGCCAGCAUCGUCACGGUCCCCACCACAUAUGGGGCCAUAGCCGUGGUGUGGGCCAUCAGCUACGCCAACAUGUUGAUCAGAGUUAUCAUGUUAAUGACUCUUGAUUCCAGACCCUUUGGUCAGUUCAUGGGCGUUCCCUGCGGUAAAAACCCCAUAUUCCAGUUGAAAAUAUUCUCUGAGUUUGAGAGUGGUUUUGUCUGUGCUGAGUUUGUGUCGGUGGGCCUGAUAAUUAUCUUUUCCUACGUGGGAGUGAUGGUGGCGGCCAAGGCCGCCUCCACUGACAAAUUGUCAGCCAAUAAGGCUUCCAAGACAGUCCUGUUGCACAUGAUUCAGCUGGGCCUGAGUCUGUCGUCUUCCUUGGUAAGCACGAUACUGACAGGCCUCCAUGGGAAAGUAGAUGUGAUCACAUUCAGGCAUCUUCGGUUUUCUCUGUUCGUUUGCUUCAUCAUCCUCCCCAGGUGUCUUAGUUGUCUGAUUUACGGCUUGAGGGAUCAAAUUAUCAGGCCGAUCUUAAUACGACACCUCAGACAAGGAAUUAAAAUGCUAAAUAUCCAAGUUAUCCACUCAAGAUAUUAAUCAAUGAGCGACCCUUCACCUGCUAACAAUGAACUUAAUUAUGCUACGGAACACAACAUAAAAUGUAAACUAUGAUACACUUAAUAAAUUCUCUGCACAUUUUUUCGGUUUUAAGGUGUUAAAUAAAGAAAGUAAUUUAAAGUAAUUACUUUUGCUUCACUUCUCCAUAUUCCAGCAACUCAAAACAAAACUCAGAAUACACUAACCUUAUUCUUGUAUGAAUGCAUCUGACAGGA